Messenger RNA from Gymnogyps californianus (California condor), 1813 nucleotides. It is a transcript of the gene SPTLC3, whose product is annotated as serine palmitoyltransferase long chain base subunit 3. Gene Ontology annotation, cellular component: serine palmitoyltransferase complex. Gene Ontology annotation, molecular function: serine C-palmitoyltransferase activity; pyridoxal phosphate binding. NCBI's taxonomy places the organism in Eukaryota, Metazoa, Chordata, Aves, Accipitriformes, Cathartidae. The transcript has 11 exons. Gene Ontology annotation, biological process: sphingosine biosynthetic process; ceramide biosynthetic process. The record is from RefSeq and is a predicted model, not a curated record. The coding region runs from base 16 to 1497 and encodes 493 amino acids.
UUUGAACAGGCACCAAUGUAUGUUGCUGUUUUUACUUUCCUGGGUUUUGGAGUGGGAACAAUAUUUGGCUACCUGCGAGAUUUUAUGAGAGCCUGGGGACUAGAAAAACGUAACGUUGCUGCAGAGAGAGAACAACAAAAAGAUUUUGUGCCACUUUAUCAAGAUUUUGAGAACUUUUACACCAGAAACCUCUAUAUGAGAAUACGGGAUAACUGGAAUCGUCCAAUUUGCAGUGUCCCGGGGCCUCAGUUUGACCUCAUGGAACGUGUUACAGAUGAUUACAACUGGACAUUUAGGUUUACAGGAAGGACUAUCAAGAAUGUAAUCAAUAUGGGUUCUUAUAACUACCUCGGCUUUGCAGAAACGGAUGUUAAUGCUUUGAAAACUGUGACCAUAGAGUUACAAAAAUAUGGGACAGGAAUCUGCAGUACCAGACAGGAAAUGGGCACCCUAGACAAACAUGUAGAACUAGAGAAACUUGUGGCCAAGUUCCUUGGUGUUGAAGAUGCUAUGGUGUUUGGCAUGGGCUUUGCAACGAACUCAAUGAAUAUUCCAGCCCUUGUUGGGAAGGGCUGCCUCAUUUUAAGUGAUGAGUUGAACCACACUUCUCUCAUUCUUGGUGCGAGGCUUUCAGGUGCUACUAUUAGAAUCUUCAAGCAUAAUAAUGUACAGAGCCUUGAGAAGUUGCUGAGGGAUGCAAUAAUAUAUGGGCAGCCUCGAAGCCGCAGAGCAUGGAGAAAAAUUAUCAUCCUCGUGGAGGGUAUUUACAGCAUGGAAGGGUCCAUCGUGCGCCUGCCAGAGAUAGUCUCCUUGAAGAAGAAAUACAAAGCCUACCUCUACUUGGACGAAGCUCACAGCAUUGGUGCAGUGGGAGCAACAGGCCGAGGAGUUGUGGAGUACUUCGGUAUGAGUCCUGGUGAUGUCGAUGUAUUAAUGGGAACGUUCACAAAGAGCUUUGGCGCAGCUGGAGGAUACAUAGCUGGCAAAAAGGACCUUGUGGACUUUUUACGAACUCAUUCUCACAGUGCUGUGUACGCCACAUCUAUGUGUCCACCCGUAGCAGAGCAAAUCAUCAGGGCAAUGAAAUGUCUCAUGGGACUAGACGGGACAACACAAGGGCUCCAAAGAGUGCGCCAGCUGGGGAAAAACACAAGAUACUUCAGACGAAGACUGCAUGAAAUGGGCUUCAUCAUUUAUGGCAACGAUGAUUCUCCUGUUGUCCCCUUACUCCUUUAUAUGCCUGGUAAGAUAGGGGCUUUUGCAAGACGCAUGUUAGAAAAAAAUAUCGGGGUGGUUGUGGUUGGAUUUCCCGCUACUCCUAUCACAGAAUCCAGGGCUCGGUUUUGUGUGUCAGCUGCACAUACACGGGAGAUGUUAGACAUGGUUUUGAAUGCUCUGGAUGAAUUGGGUGAUUUUCUACAUCUGAAAUAUUCCCGGUAUUCCAAGUCAUCUCAUCCCGAACUGUAUGAAGAAACUAGGCUUGAACUUGAAGAUUAAGUUUUCCACCCAUGAAGAGAACAUUAUGUUGCUAUGAAAGGGGGGAAAACCCGAAAACUAAAAAAUACGAAUGCAUUUCUUCCCUUUUAAGGACAAUUUUUGUUUUUCAGUUAAUUGAAAGGAGGGGAAGCUCAGGUGUUGCAUUUUAUUGUAUCAAAUUUCUGUAUUCAAGAGACUGAAAUAUUGAUACAGAUUUGCCUCCCCAGGAGAUCUGUCCCUCUUACGGUAUUUUUGAUGCAGAAUGAAUGCAUCCAUUGAUCGAGUUGCUAACGUACAGCUUUUGUUAUGGCCCCUUUUUAUGAAGAGGCUUCAGAUA